AUGUAUGCAAGCCACAUCCAUCUACAAGUUAGUUCUCUUGCUAAUUUUCUUUCUUUCUUCUUUUUUUUUUUUCUUUCUUUCUUUCUUUCUUUCUUUCUUUCUUUCUUUCUUUCUUUCUUUCUUUCUUUCUUUCUUUCUUUAUAUCUCUUAGAGUCUUAUUUAUUUAUUGUCUUCUCUUUUUCUCGCUUCUUUCUUUCUUUCAUUUUUAUUUAUUUAUUCUCUUCUGCUUUUCUUGAUUCUUUUUUCUUUCUUUCGUUUUUUCUUUCUUUCUUUUCUUUCUUUCUUUCUUGCUUUCUUUCUUUCGUUCUUUCUUUCUUUAUAUCUCUUGUAGUCUUUUAUUUAUUUAUUCUCUUCUCUUUUUCUCGAUUCUUUCUUUCUUUCUUUCUUUCUUUCUUUCUUUCUUUCUUUCUUCCUUUCUUUCUUUCUUUCUGUCUUUCUUUCUUCCUUUAUAUCACUUGUAGAUGUUUAUUUAUUUAUUCUCUUCUGCUUUUCUCGAUUCUUUCUUUCUUUCUUUCGUUCUUUCUUUCUAAGUUUAUAUCUCUUAGAGUCUUAUUUAUUUAUUCUCUUCUCUUUUCCUCACUUCUUUCUUUCGUUCUUUCUUUAUAUCACUUUCUUUUAUUUAUUUAUUCUCUUCUCUUUUUCUCGAUUCUUUCUUUCUGUCUGUCUGUCUUUCUUUCUUUCUUUAUAUCACUUUUUAUAUUUAUUUAUUCUCUUUCUUUCUUUCUUUCUUUCUUUCUUUCUUUCUUUCUUUCUUUCUUUCUUUCUCAACAAGAGACUUUCACAGGCGAGGAAUACGAAUGA
This is a messenger RNA of Acanthosepion pharaonis, 801 nucleotides long. The record is from the annotation of a GenBank genome assembly. Lineage: Eukaryota; Metazoa; Mollusca; Cephalopoda; Sepiida; Sepiidae.